Oryza sativa Japonica Group (Japanese rice) is the source of this 2149-nucleotide messenger RNA. RefSeq lists its product as uncharacterized. The record is from RefSeq and is a predicted model, not a curated record. Lineage: Eukaryota; Viridiplantae; Streptophyta; Magnoliopsida; Poales; Poaceae.
CCUCCGUAACCACAGCCGCUCGAUAAAAUCCCCAGCCGUCCUUGGACAUUCUCCCCUCCAUCCCACCCCCACGCCGCUUCCCCUCCUCCGUCCAUCCGCUUUCCGGGGGAUAAUAUAUCUCAUCUCAUCAUCUGAUACUUCGCGUUUUGCCUUCCUGGGUCCCCCCCAUCGCUCACACAGACGAGGAGGACAGGAGGUUGGAGCGUACUAGUGCUGGAGGAGGGAGGCGGGGAGGGGAGCCAUCAGCCAUCACCUCUCCUGGCCCUGUACGUGCCGCUGCCUAUUAUUGUUUCUUCCCCGCGCGGCAAUUCCUGGCCAACACCACCGCCGUCCUAUAUUACCCCUCCUCCUCGUGUGGGGAGUGGGUGUUCCGUCCACGCUUGCAGCAGCCGCGCGGACGGAAGGGGUUGUGUUUUCGUGGGCCAAAUGGCGGAGGUGUGCACCCCUGGCGCCGCCGAGGCGGAGUUGUGGCUCCCCGACGAGUUCUUGGACGAUGAUUUCUUCACCGUGGAGGAGAAGGCGGCGGUUGCGGCCAAGAGCGAGAGCGACGAGGAGGACGGGUUGGAUGGCCUCGCGCGACGCAUGGCCGACCUCCUCGCCGGCGAGGGUGGAAAGGGAACGGGUUCCAAGGUGGAGGUGAUGGCGGGGUCGCCGCAGUCGACGCUGUGCGGGUUGGCGGCUUCCGGGGAGGAUAGCCCCAACGGCGGUGCGUCGCAGUUCAGCUCGCCGCCGUCGUCGCCGCUGGAGCAGCCGCCGACGGACCCUUGGGACGUUCUCUCCGAGGCUGCCGGGCAGGUUGCUCGCCUGCGCAUGAACAGCAUCCCGGUGCCCCAGAAGCCCCAUGCGCAUGCCGGCCAUGGCCGCUUCGUCCCACCUGCGAGAAACCCGUCUCCGCCGGUGCAAGCCCAGAAGACCGCCGGUGCCUUCCAGUUCGCGCCCAACAACAACAUGCUCACCCAACGCCAGGUUCAAGUCGCUCAUUUCCACCUCCUGAAGCAGAGGCAGCUGUUGAAGCAGCAACGGGAGCAGCAGCUCGCCGCGGCAGCAGCGGCGGCGUGGGGAACGCACCGCGCCGGCGUCGGCGUCGGCGCGCCGCUUGGUCUGAACUCCUCCGGCUGGCCACCGCUGCAGAAGGCCCACCAGCAGGCGUCGUCCGCGGCCGGCAUGCGCGCCGUGUUCCUCAGCCCUCCCGGCGGCAAAACGGAACGCACGGGCACCGGCGUGUUCAUCCCCCGCCAGGCCGGCGCCCCCGCCGAGCCCAAGAAAAAGCCAAGCUGCUCCACCGUGCUUCUGCCCGCGCGCGUCGUGCAGGCCCUCAACCUCAACGUCGACGAUCUUGGUGCCCGUCCUUGCUUUCCCGGCGGUUUCGUUCUCGACCACGACGCUCUGGUCAGUCGGAGCAAUGCAAUGCUCACCACCCAGAAGCGGGUGCAGCACCACCUCCACGCGGCCACCGCGGCGCCGCCUACGCUUGCCGCUGCGCGCGAGGUGAAUCUUCCCCAGGAAUGGACAUACUGAGGCGCAGAUUUGCUUCGUUCGUCUGUUCUAAUCCCAGUUUAAUGGAUCAUAUUUAAGAAUUAUUACUGCUACUAUUAUUAGUGCUAGGUAGGUGUUAGGCUAGAAUUAGGAAUGGCAUUGGCAGUAGCAUCAGUGUUAGGUGUUCUUUUGUAUGGUGAUAUAUUGGUUAUUUUGGAAGGUGGGUGAUGGAUGCAGAUCAACAGAUGAGAAAUACAUGGCUUCCGUAGGUUGUUCAGGGUAUUGACGGUGAUAUAUCCAAUAAUAAGUGUUCUUUUGGAGAAUUGAAUGGAACUCCAUCCGUCCCAUAAUAUAAGAGAUUUUAAGUUUUCAUUUGCAAAUAUUUGAUCACUCGUUUUAUUAAAAAAAUUUUGAAAUUAUUAUUUAUUUUAUUAUCUAUAGUACUUUAAGCAUAACUUUUUGUUUUUUAUAUUUGCGAAAAAAAAUUAAAUAAGACGAGUGGUCAAACGUUGUAAGCAAAAACUCUCAAAAUCUCUUAUAUUGUGGGACGGAGGGAGUACUAUGCUAGUUAGCUCUAUGCCAGUUAGCUCUAGUCGUAUGAUGAUUGGAAGAAAUCAUCAGAUGUUUGAAAAGUUGUAAGAAAGAAAUAAUAAGAGCUUCAGAUUUCCUUUAA